Messenger RNA from Coffea arabica (coffee), 384 nucleotides. The record is from RefSeq and is a predicted model, not a curated record. Lineage: Eukaryota; Viridiplantae; Streptophyta; Magnoliopsida; Gentianales; Rubiaceae.
AUGGGAAAAUAUCCAAUACGUGUAUUUCGUUGGACAACGGAUUUCCACGUCCACAAGGAAUCCUCAUUAGCUCCAGUUUGGUUCUCACUUCCGUCUAUACCAGUUCACUUCUUCGACAAACACUCGCUAUUCUCCAUCGUUAGUCCAGUAGGGAAGCCAUUGUUCUUGGAUGCAGCAACGGUGGCUGGAACGCGGCCAAGUGUAGCGAGUUUAUGCAUGGAAGUGGAUUUACUGAAGCCGCUGGGUUCGAGGGUCUGGGUGGCAGUGGAAGGCGCAACGGGUUUCUGGCAAAACAUUGUUCCUGAUGAAUUACCAGCGUACUGCUCUGGGUGUUUGAGACUAGGUCAUUCAGUGACUGAUUGUAAGGGGAAGUUGGUGGAGUAG